AUGAGCUUCAUUGUGAAUCAGACGAGGGUCUGAGUGUAAAUUAGAGUAAAUGGAAAUUCGUAAUGAGAGAAUGUGCUUUUCCAGAGAGGAACUGAAGGAGAAGGCGCGUUCGGCGUCCCCAUCGAAGCGGGACUUGUUAAGAGGGGCACUCGGAUUUGUGUGCCGAGCAAGGAGCUAAUUUUCGGGAAAAUCCGGGAUUUUAGUGAUUGUUUGAGAAGAAAUCGGCGGAAAAUGCUCGAAAUGUGUGCAUUUUUGCAGCGAAUUCUGUUGGGAACGAUCUCGUCGGUGCAGAGAAACAACGAGGAGGUCCCGCUGGCGAAGCAGGGCAAAAAAGUGUGCAUCAAGAUCGAAAAUACGACCGGAGAGGCGCCGAGACUCUACGGGCGGCAUUUCACGCACGAGGACCCUCUCGUCGGCAAGGUAACGCUCUUUUAUUCAAAAGUUCAAGGUUUUUGAGAUUUUGAGCUGGAUAACUUGGCGGAAAACGAGAUGCUUCCAUUACUUUUUAGUUUGGCACGUCCUUAAGCUCCUAAGUGUAGAAAAUGGUGGGAAAUUUCUCGAAUCUCUGAAUAGGAAUGACGCCGGUACGCUUCCGAACUUUCUGAAAAAUUUAUCGACUUUUUGACUAAACAAACGAUAAAGCGCCACGAUCUCCCACGGCGCGAAUGAUUUUAAUGGGGCGCACUUGCAACAGGCGGGCUGUGUCGAUAAUUAAUUAAUUAAUGGAAUUCGCUUUCUUUCCAUGUUUUCUGUACAAUACACCUAGUUUUUGUACGCCUAUAACCUGGGUUCGAAUAAUUAGAGCACUAGCUACGUUUUGGUAACAGAAAUCUCGCAUAUCGUUGAGAAUUAGCCGAGUUAUUUCGAUUUGAAGAUUUUGGCCUGGAUUUUGAUCUUUUUCGAAAAGUUUUCGAAAACUGCUUAAGAAAACUAACCGCCGAAACCUGUAUUUUGUGAAGAAAGAUUCAGCGAACAUUUUUAUCGUUCGUUGGGCUCAUGAAAUGCAAAAUGAGCUGAAAUAUAAAGGUUUGAAGUUUUGACGAAAUGCGAAAAAGACGCUAAAAACAUGAAAAACUCUAAUAUCAGUAAAGAACGGUUUCCAAUCAGUAAAAUAUUGUCUUCUAGACGUUUUUCAAGUCAAAAAGAAAGAAAUAAAGGUGGUAAACUCGAAUUGAACUCCAUUUUUAGACUUGCAAAUUUUCAAAAGUUACAACGACACUCCGCAAUUUACGAGCGCACUGUGUUUAGCAUUGGCGCCCUGGAAGGCCGUGAAGCGCAAAAUUACGAGUAUUUUACAGACUUGCAACGGGCCGGGCCGGGCCGGGCCGGGCCGGGCCAAAAUUGGAAAUUUUCCGGCCCGGCCCGGCCCGGCCCGGCCCGGCCCGGUCGGCCCGGGAGGAUGCACCUAAAAAUUCAAAGCGAACUAGAACUUCGAAACGAACAUAAUUUUAUAGACUUAAAAUUUUAUAGACUUAAAAAGGCAAUGUUAUAGCAUAAAAACCUGUUAAAAAAUAGAAAUUGCUGUUUAAAGUCGCAAAAUUUUCACAAAAAUUACGAAAAUUUUCUCAAGAGUGGGCGGAGCUGGGCCGACCGGGCCGGGCCGGGCCGACGAUUUGCUGGCCCGGGAUUUGGCAAGUCUGGUAUUUUAAGAGUUCAAACAGCAAAAUUGAUCUGAAAAUCCGUCAAUCAAAAUGAGGGAAAUGAUUGGGAGUGCAUUUGCAUGCCGAAAAAUGAAUAUUUUGUAGAAAUGUCUCGUGUGCCACGACGACGUCUUUCUCGAAGAUUAGAACGAUCUAGUGGGUCCAAAUGUUCCUUUUUGGUCAUCUAGAGCCAGAAUGGAACCAUUUUGAAGCGAAUUGCUGUUCAGGCCUAUUUUAGUUGCAUUUUCUCGAAGAUUAGGAGGUUCCAGUGAGUCCUAUUGUGCUUUUUGCAAGCAAGGACACGAGUAGAAGCGUUUUGAAGCAAAUUGAGCGAAAAAAAGUUGUUCAAGGAAUUGGAACUUUUUUCCAUUUUUUCACAUUCCCUGAAAAAUGUUUUUUGCUCAAUUUGGCCUAGAACGCUUCUACUGUGUCUGUAGAUGUCACAAAACACGAUGGGACCUUCUGAAACCGUUUGCUUUUCGAGAAAUUUCAACUCAACGUAGUCGCAGAAACAGUGCCAUGAAUCCAAUAGUAAACUUCUAAAUGUGCAUUGAUUGUACUCGAACAAAUACUAUCGUUUUCAAAAAAUCGUCUCAAUAAACCUCUCGCCUCCGGGUGUAAAACCCAUCCGUAUCUGUCACCGUUCUGUGAUGACUGAUUAGCAUAGCAUUUACCAUCUGCUCUGUUUGCCCAACAAAUAUUCACUGAUUUGUAGGUGUCAAUUAGUGUUCCAACUUUUCAUUGCAUUUUAUAUCGUUCUAAUGGGACCUGGGUCCUGUUGUCCUCGCGUCUAGGUACCAGUAAAGCGGUAAAAGAGAAAAGCGGCCGCCGGUGGCAAAUAAACACCCAUCCACAUACUACUGUACAUCAUUUUCGGUUCGUCCUUUUUCGGAAAGUCCCCCCAUUGUUUGCACAGCCGAUGCACCAUCCACUGUUCUGUUUUGCUCAUGGAUCCCAUGAUCUAGCAGCUCAGUUAGUGAUGUGCAGCCAACGCAACUCCUCGUUCAUUUCCAUGUUCCCGCCGGUUACCUAUACGUUCGAAAAUGGUGUCUAUUCGAGUAUUAUCAAUUCGAAUAAUGUGGUCCUUAAGGAUUCCGAGAAUCCGCAUAAUAUUAUGGGUGAGUACUGUACUUUGGGACAACGUACAAUGCAUUAAGCUUGACUUUUUUCAGCCCAAAUACCAUCGGAUUCGAAUCCAACGUCCGCUUCCAAAAAGUACGUGAACCCGUUCGAUCCCGAAGCUACCGUACCCCUUCCGCUCGAGCUCGAAGACCAAUUCGGUCCCUACAGGUUUGUCAGUUUUAGGUAUUGUAGAACAACUUGUUUUUUUAGUUCGUCGGUUUGGAAGCGAAAUGAGCGGGAGAGGUGUCGAGUGAGAAAUGUGAACGAUGGAUACGAGCGGUUGAGGAAGCACUUGCCGGUGCAUGUGGAGUGAGUUCCAAGGGUUACUGUAGAUUGGCAAGCAUUUCUUUUUGAAAGAAAAUGAGUGACUCAAAAACCUUGAAAGAUACAGUAUUUUGCCCGGAGAUUUUUGCAAAAAAAAACUAAUAUUGUCUAUUCAAAGCUGUUUAUCUCGGCUGUCGGUAGAGAUAUCAAAAAGUUUUCAACUGAUAACUUGUUCAGAAAGACAUUUCAUACAUUUUAUUAGUUGACACCUUUUUGAUAUCUCUACCAGCAGCCGAGAUGCGCAGCUUUGAAUUGACAAUAUUGGGGUGUCUUUCUAUUCCAACUAAUCGGAAGAAAAAUUGCGGUUUUCAGUGAGAAACGGAUCUCAAAAGUGGACACGCUUCGGCUGGCGAUUCGCUACAUCCGGCACCUCGACAAUCUGCUGAAAAACCACUUGCACCAGUAUAGUUGCAAGUGUUUCGCCGGAUUUCAAGAGGAAUCCGAGGGCAACAUUGCGAUCGAUAUCAACCAAUUCACCUACACUCUACAAUAG
Messenger RNA from Caenorhabditis sp. 36 PRJEB53466, 3579 nucleotides. Lineage: Eukaryota; Metazoa; Nematoda; Chromadorea; Rhabditida; Rhabditidae. The record is from the annotation of a GenBank genome assembly.